GCAGCCCCCGUGUGUCUGUUAUCAGUUUUGAGUGCCGCUUUUUUCACUGGAAACACCCGAAAAAGCAGCCAGCAAAUCUGCUCCUUACUGGUGCCAAAUCUAGUUUCGUUGACUCAUUAAUCGGCCGCCACCCACCGCGCAGAUGAACCAUUCCACCGAAAUCAUCCUCACAAUAUCCGGCAUCGUGCUGGUGCACGGUUUGAUCUUCUACUUCUUUCUUAGCAAAUCGCGCCUCAUCAAGGGAAAACAUGUCGUCGUGACCGGCGGUUCCAGUGGAAUCGGAUUGUGGGCGGCGGUCGAAUGCGUGCGAUUGGGUGCCCACGUUACCGUCGUAGCCCGCAAUGUGCCACUUCUCGAGAAAGCCCUGCAAGAACUGGAAAAGUGGCGGGUUCGCGACACUCAAAAACUCCACUUCCGUUCGUUGGAUCUGUCGCGCGAUUACGAAGCGGUCAGCAAAACGCUGGAUGAAUUGGAGCGUGACGUCGGCCCAAUCUAUAUGCUGGUCAACUGUGCAGGUAUGGCCAUCUGUGGUACCGUUGAGGACACAUCCGUCACGGACGCUCAUCGACUGAUGGACGUUAACUACUUCGGCACGUACUAUCCGACGCGUCACGUGCUUCCAAAGAUGAAGGCAGCGGGUGAUGGAAUCAUUGUUAUCACCGCUUCCCAGGCCGCCCUGAUGGGUGUGUACGGGUAUGGGGCAUAUGCGGCGUCCAAGUUUGCGCUGCGCGGACUCGCCGAAACCAUCGCCAUGGAAGCACGGCACCGCGGGGUUAGUGUGACACUGGCGCUUCCGGCCGAUACCGAUACGCCGGGCUUCGAAAACGAAAAUCGCAGCAAACCGGAAGAGACGAAGAUCAUUUCCGGUUCGGGCGGGUUGGCGAAGCCACAGGACGUGGGCCGCAAGAUUGUGCAGGAUGCGCUUAAGGGGUCGUUCUUCUCGAUUAGCGGUCUCGAAAGCUGGGUGCUGAGUAUUCUGUGCGUUGGAAUGGCACCGUGGAAGGGACCGCUGUUGUGCUUCGCACAGUGCUACCUUCUCGGGCCACUCCGGUUGCUCGGGCUGGGAUUGCAAUGGAACUUUCAGCGCAUCAUCAAGAACUGCGCCAAGCGGCGAGAGCAAGCCUAGGCCGGAGACAGCGUUGCAAAAGCACAAAACAAAACCCACGAAAACACAGUGAACGAUUCCACCAAUAAGUAUUGUAACCUAGUGAGGAAGAAAAAUACCGUAUUUAUGGGCAACAGCACUUGACAAAUCUUCUUUUACUAGCCAAAUUCCUAGAGGUUGACACGUUGAUCGUGGAGGUCAAAAAAUACACAAACCUGUAGCAGAAACGUGGGCGUCUUGUUUGCUCCUUUCCAUAUCACAAACACGCUCGGUGCAAGUAAAAGGCAAGGAUUGAAGCUUUUUUAUUUAUUCAUCAAUUUGUUAACUAACUUACCACUUCUAUAAGGUUCUUUAUACACGUACAAUAUUAAACUAUGCGCUUCACAUCAACAUUUAAAUCACCUUUUCGAAUCGAGCGAACCAAACAGAGCGUACACAAACGGGUUUUGAGUAUAAAUUCUAUUUGCUUCCAGGUGAAUAUUUUUAUUUAUCCUAGUUUCGCCAUUUUUACACAAAUUCUUCCUCCAUAACAAUUUUAAGUGUUGUUUUUUGCAGUACUAUGCAUGCUUCAUAGAAAUAGAUCGAUUGGUGUACAAAAAGAGCAGAGGCGAGCGAUAGAGAGAGAGAGAGAGAGGGGGGAAAAUAGGAUG
Anopheles bellator is the source of this 1755-nucleotide messenger RNA. RefSeq names its product 3-ketodihydrosphingosine reductase (gene Kdsr). The coding region runs from base 143 to 1126 and encodes 327 amino acids. Gene Ontology annotation, cellular component: endoplasmic reticulum membrane. The transcript has 2 exons. Gene Ontology annotation, molecular function: 3-dehydrosphinganine reductase activity. Gene Ontology annotation, biological process: sphingolipid biosynthetic process. Lineage: Eukaryota; Metazoa; Arthropoda; Insecta; Diptera; Culicidae. The record is from RefSeq and is a predicted model, not a curated record.